Molecule: messenger RNA, 1444 nt
Organism: Macadamia integrifolia
Lineage: Eukaryota; Viridiplantae; Streptophyta; Magnoliopsida; Proteales; Proteaceae
Product: protein-tyrosine-phosphatase IBR5-like
Exons: 5
Coding region: 182-982 (266 amino acids)
Biological process (GO): abscisic acid-activated signaling pathway; negative regulation of MAP kinase activity; protein dephosphorylation
Cellular component (GO): nucleus
Molecular function (GO): protein tyrosine/serine/threonine phosphatase activity; MAP kinase phosphatase activity
Source: RefSeq, a predicted model, not a curated record
AGAUGUAUUUCUUAACAAAUGAGAGGGGCUAAAGUACGCAUGUGGAUUCAAGCCUCUGUUUGUUUCCAUCAGUUUCCUGCCGUAAUCAGUUCUUUUGCUUCGCACAAGAAAACACACAACCUUGUGCGCUAUCGAUCAUUAAAAAGGUUUUUCUCUGUAAUCAAUCUGUUUGUGAUUAAUCAUGAGGAAGAGGGAAAGAGAGAACCCAUGCGGGGUUUGUGGGCAUUAUCACAAGUACGAAGAAGGGGAAGUUUGUGGGAUUUGUGGUCAUCGGAUCCCUGCUUCAUCAGAGAAAGUGGGAUUUCAAUCCAGUGCUUUCCCCUCGGAGAUUUUGCCGGAGUUUCUCUACUUGGGUAGCUACGAUAACGCAUCUCGAGCAGAGCUUCUCAAGACUCAAGGGAUCUCUCGUGUGCUCAAUACUGUACCUGCUUGUCAAAAUCUAUACAAGAACUCCUUCACUUACCACUGCCUUCCUGAUGGAAAAAAUUUACCAUUUGAUGAUGCAAUUCAAUUUUUAGAGCAAUGUGAAAAGGACAAGGCCCGUGUUCUAGUGCACUGCAUGUCAGGAAAAAAUAGGUCACCAGCUGUCGUAAUAGCAUACCUGAUGAAGUGCAAAGGAUGGAGACUUGCACAAAGCUAUCAAUGGGUGAAAGAGCGGAGGCCAUCCGUGGAAUUAACUUCAGCUGUCCACCAGCAGUUGCAGGAGUAUGAGCAGCAGAUCUAUGGACCGAUCGUAAGCAAUCCAGCAGCGGUCUUCCCAUUUCCAGAGACACAGCCUUUUGUCUUCAAUUUCCCUAAAGCUAAUGAUCCAGUUGGAUUCCCUGUUUUCAAUAUGCCUGCUGCAACCUCUCUUUUUGACCGUCCUGCUUUGAACAUUCCUCCUCAUGAGUUUACUUUUGGAGCUGGUCGGACUGAGAAGAAGAUGCUUGAUGUUUGUCUCACCCCUCCAAACGGGAGUGAUACAUUUAUGGAUGGCUCGUGAUUUCAAAUGGAGUUUCUGCAUCAGUGAAUUUUAGUCUGAAGUCAGAACCCUGAUGGAACAAGUUUAUAUCCGGAUUUUUGGGUAUGAAGUGCAGAAAAAAAAAAAAAAAAAAAGGCUCCUUAUGCUGGCAGAAUUGAAUCCUCCGCACACUGAGCAUGGUCCUUUGGAGUCAAAUGUUCUGAAAGGGUGGUAUCUCAUUCACUAAUUCCUUUAUUUAUAUGAGAUGACACUGAACGGGUUUUCGUGGGUUUUGAACUUUGGUAGUUUCUAUAGAGAAGAGAUUGCAUGAAAAGCAUUUUUUAUAGUUUUGUAUAUAAACCAUGAGUGAAGCGUGUCCUUCUACCACCAUCAGCAUUAGAACUGCAGGAACUUCUCAUCUGGUGUUUUGGUUGUCUUCAUGUGUGUGUGCUUUCUAUAAUUUCUGCAGCUUAGUUUAAUAAUGUAAAUAUUCUUUCUAAAUCA